Verruconis gallopava is the source of this 1332-nucleotide messenger RNA. RefSeq lists its product as uncharacterized. The coding region runs from base 151 to 1011 and encodes 286 amino acids. Lineage: Eukaryota; Fungi; Ascomycota; Dothideomycetes; Venturiales; Sympoventuriaceae. The record is from RefSeq and is a predicted model, not a curated record. The transcript has 2 exons.
CGUCUCACAAGAUCUCCAUUCUUUCCAAAUGGAAGAAAAAAUUUGAAAUUUGUCCAUUUCUAUAUAUCAUCUAUUCAAGUCUGUUUCUGCCUAAACGGGUUAGCAAUUGCUACUCCUUCAAUCAGCUUUGAACAACUAUUACCCAAGGUGAUGCAUCGUGCUCUAAGGCCACGACUCUCGCUACUCGAAUUGCCGGUAGAGCUCCGCCUGCAGAUAUAUUCUUACAGCUUUGGUUACGAGGAAACAGCACUGCCUCGAUGGGGAUACGGUCAGCCGAGUCGAAGCGUUGCACUUUUGCGAACAUGCCGCCAAAUAUACACGGAAUCUCGUCACAUUUUAUACAAUCAGACUACGCUCUUGCUCACUGGUCGGAGUCUACAUCCACUUCCAGGAACCGUUGACAAGCACUUUGGAACCAUGGGCCGAACGUGGCUGCGAAACUUAAUCAUCAUAGAGCCUCGAGCAAUACCGUACAGAUAUUCUUUUGGUGUCUUUCCGACCCGCAUAUCUGCCACAGACUGGGACUUCAGUAUUCUGCGGCAUUUCCCUGCUGUAAGGGGAGUUGAGAUCACUGAUACGGGUCCUAUUCCUCUCCGCCUUCUGCUCGGCGAGAGCUGUGAGAAGAUGGUACAAGCUGUAGAGCAGUUUAUUCGCUCCCAGCUAUCGCAAACGCUGCAGGCAUUCUCAGUGACAGGCGGCGCGGAAAAAUAUCCAGAAGUCUCCAUUUUUGCGUCUACGCGGCUCUGGUUUACUUGCCCUGAAGUUCAACAGGAUUCACACGAUCAGACAGACGCUGAAUUGGUUGAUCUGGAUGAUUCUAACAAUACAACUUGCAAUUGGUACUCAAUUAUGCGCAGCAAGCCACUGGUUAGGGAAUCAGUCUUGCGUGUGAAACUUCAUCCGGUUUCUGAAGAUGCCACGGUAAAUGCUGAAGAUUAUCGGCUGGCCAAAAGGAUCAUUCUACGACAUAUGAGAAUGGAUUCAUGGUUUCCCGUACGAUCCAUAUCCUAAGAUCUUGCGGUCCGGUGAGAUAUUCGUCACAAAGAAGCUGUUUGAAGGCACUGGAGGAUCAAAGACGUUUGCUCUUAAGUUCGAAAAGAAUGCUAUAUUGCAUGGGUAUUGAUUUUGAGCUAAGAAAAGUGACAGAAGCUUCUAUAUUGUGUUAAGUUAAGCCGUUGAUGUUAAUCAUCCAGGUCGCCUGAGACUAUGGCAUACAGGUAUACUAUCAAGGUACGGACCAUGUGGCACUGGAAAUUGUCAUGUAUGAGUUGAGCAACUAUAUUCUUCAAAUUGUUAUGAUAGUGGUUUUAAGCUAUAUAUUCUCUAUGCGAC